Messenger RNA from Symbiodinium sp. CCMP2592, 3957 nucleotides. Lineage: Eukaryota; Dinophyceae; Suessiales; Symbiodiniaceae. The record is from the annotation of a GenBank genome assembly.
AUGAAGCAAAAGAUGCGCGUCAAGAUGUUGAUGCUGGCCGUUUGUUGGACAACUUCGUUGGCCUUCAAACUAUCCGGGUCCGAUGCACCGAUCAAGUUUUCCGACUCUCAUAACGAAACCUCGAACAAGAUCAUCGAGGAAGUGGUUUCCGAGAACUUGCAGGCGGACAUGAAGGACAUCAACGGGAUUCCGAAUCCCAUGGGUGAGAACGAGAGUAACGAGACCACCGAAGGUUUUGGCGACCUGGCGAGGAACUUGGAGUUCCUGAUCCUGAAAGUCGCGCAGCUCGAGACGGUGGCCGAGAUGCAGGAAGCACGGAUCCAGACGCAGCAGCUGCAGAUUGAUGAGCAUCGCAAGGUGAUCGAAACGCAGCAAAAGGACAUCGAAGCUUUGAAGGGUGAGGCGGCGCCAAGCCCCAAGGCCGGAGCGCUCUUCUUGGAGGUUGAGCAGAAAGAUGCCCAAGCACGAUUGAGUGAGGCCCAAGGUGUCCUGACGAGUGUGAUCCAAAAGCACACCCGCCAGCGCCAGACACGCAAGUUCCAUGAAGAACCCGCGGCGGAGGUGGAAGAGCCAGAGGUCCAGCUGGCAGGUGAAGGGGCUACAUCGCAGCAGUCUUCUUCCGCCAACGAGUCGGUAAGCUGGCCGUGGGAGCACCGAAGACGAAGGUGGAACCCGGUUGACGUCGCGAAAAGUGUGGCCGACACGAUGUCGGACGGCUACAAUGCUGCUAAGGACAAGGCGAAGUGGGUGGCGGAAAACACGAUCAACACCGUUGAAAAAGCCGUCAAGGUUCUGAGCAAUGGCUUCUCAGAUUUUGGCGCCAGCUGCACCAAAGGAGUCGGUGCUGGCCUACUAAACUUUGACAUGCACAAUGGAAUCAGGAUCAGGUUCGGGUCCUACAACUGCCAGAUCAGCUUGCUCGGACAGUCGACCGGCUUGUUCGGCUUUGAUUUGGGCACGACGCCUCCGGUUCCCUUUCCGUACCAACUGCAAGCCAUAGCCCACGUUGGAUGGGACCUGGCGCACCACUGCAAGGUUCCCCACAACCACAUUUCAACCCUGAAGUGCCUCGCCCAGUCCCUUGCCGAUCACACUCCCCCGCUCGACCUCCUUCCCGAGCAAGUGAAAACACUCACGGAUGGCAAGAUUCUCGACCUCCUUCCCGAGCAAGUGAAAACACUCACCGAUGGCAAGAUUCUCGACCUCCUUCCCGAGCAAGUGAAAACACUCACGGAUGGCAAGAUUCUCGACCUCCUUCCCGAGCAAGUGAAAACACUCACGGAUGGCAAGAUUCUCGACCUCCUUCCUUGGCAAGUGAAAACACUCACGGAUGGCAAGAUUCUCGACCUCCUUCCUUGGCAAGUCAAAACACUCACUGAUGGCAAGGUUCUCGACCUCCUUCCUUCGCAAGUGAAAACACUCACGGAUGGCAAGAUUACUGAGCUCCUCCCCUCGUGGUUUCAAUUACUUGGCCACCUUGGAUGGGAGAUUCACAUUAGUUGCGUCGCAAAGCACGACCACAUUGGUGUGACCAAGUGUCUUGCCAAGUCGGUUGCCAAAUAUGCGGGGGAUGACUUCUUGCCUGGACCAAUGAAGGCCCUUGCAGGUGGCGAUCUCCCUCUGUCCUUCUUGCCGGCACCAGUGCAGGUCCUUGCAGGUGGCAAGCUCAACACGAUCAUCGACUGUGCCCAGCCCAACUCUCACGGCGACCUGAUCAAGUGUCUUGGCUCCAAGAUCAUUGCGAGCGUGCCUCCACUGAACUUCCUGAACCGCCUCGGCGACAUUUUCAAGGAGUUCAUCGAGGUCUUUGCCAAGGUGGCCAGCACGGUGGCCACAUCGGCGAUGAAGGAAGGCCAGUCGCUGCUGCAGAUUGCAGCUGCCUCGGAGUUUCCUGCCGCAGGCGCCCCACCGCAGGUCCACCACAGAGGCGCACAUCUCCUCAUCACCGCACAUUCGCAGCAUGCGCCGGCAGGGCCAAGCAGCUUCUUACAGAAGGGCGACAAAAAGCCGCCUGCAGCCGUGACAUGGAGCUUCGAAGACUAUGGGCCGGAAACCCACACGCUCGUCACCCAGUUCCAGGGCAGGGAGACCUCCACGGGCUCUUGCCUUGCCUUUGCCCCCAAGACCAUGACAGGAAGCAACAACCAAGCCACUGAGGCGGAUUGGAAGGCGAAGAGCGAGGAUGACUUUGUGGAGCUGAAGCCCUGGGCGGUGAACAUGCAGCCUGUGGUCGCCUUCGUGGGUGGCAUCCAGUUCGACUUGCUGCCUGGGCCCCUGGCAGAAGUUGACACCACGGUCUGCUGGCCGCGGGGUCAGCCUGAGGGGCUUGACCUGAGCGUCUUGCGCACCGUCAUCAAGUCCAACGGUGUCAUGCUUUUCAGCCGCACGCUGCGUCUCUCCAAGCGCUUCGGCGACAGCACGGACUUUGUGGAAGGCAACAUCAACAAGGGCCACCAGACCUCGCGAAGCUUCUUCGGCGUCAACGUCCCACCGGAAGAGAGCGGAACGGGCAUCGCCUCCAUGCAGCGUUCGAGCCUCCUCCAAGCUAACCAGAGCGUGAAAGCCAGGGAGGAGCUGGAGGAAGCUGUCUGGCAGACGCAGGAUGACCUCUACUUCGCAUCCAUCGAGUACGGGAAGGAUCUGGCCGUGAACAUCACUUCCGAACUCGGGGGCCACGCGGCCCAGGAACAGCUCGAGGCGCUUCUUUCCCAGAAGGAGAAGAAGGAGGAAGCCGAAGAGAAGGAGGAAGCCGAAGAGACCUUCAAGCUUUUCAGUUUCAAGAACCCCGGGAUGAUCAACUUCGAGGUCCAGGGCCUCCUGCAUGGCAACUGGCUCCAGCUCGGGAUCCAAAUGGCUUUCGGGCCCUACGAGAGCCCGCACAUGAAGAUACCUCUGCUGAACUUGGCGGACCAGUUCGCCCUCAUCCUGGCCGCGCUGCCCCCCGGUCUCGUGUCCGUGGAGAGCCGGGCCAAGGCGAUCGCAUCGCUGAAGGACUUCUCCAGCAAGGAUGUGAAGAAGGUCAAGUCGAAGGUUUCGAAGCUGAUCCCCGGCACCACCAUCGGCUUGCGCAAUCCUCACUGGGGUCGCUACAUGAGGAUGAAUGACAAUCGUAUGGACGCGAGCGCGCCCCAGGGUCUUGAUUGGCCAGCGGUAUGGGAAUGGGAGCGUUUCACCGUGGUGGACGCCGGAAACGGCGAGUUUGCUUUUCACAAUCCCAAGUUCAAUCGCUUUGUGUGGAUGGAAGGACAGACGUGCGUGGCCACCCACCCCGCGCCGGCCCAACACUUCAACCGGGACUGGGCCAAGGCACGCUUCAUGGAGGUCACUGUUGGGGACGGCACCAUCGCGCUGUACAACAAAGCCGAAGGUCGCUUCUUGAGGUUGCACGACCACAUCUUCGACGCCAGCCCCGAAGUCUCGAGCGAGUUUCCGGCAAACUGGAUUUGGGAGAAAUUCCAGAUCGUCCGGGCAGGUCUCUACGGUGGCAUCAAGCCCGGCAUGGUGGUGGCCCUCUACAACACCGAACUUAAAAGGGUCAUCCGCAUGCACAACACCUUCAUGGACACCCAUUGGCUUUCACCAGACUUGGCCAACAAGGACAGCUUCCCUGCAGCAUGGACUUGGGAGAGAUUCACGGUGGUUGACGGUGGGAACGGCCUCAUUGCCCUGCAUUCCACCAUCCACAACCGCUUCCUGUCCAUGCGCGGCGGCACCACGCUGGGGGUGAGCGAACAGAUGGCUGCCAAUGCCCUUCCCGCGAAUUAUGACUGGGAGCGCUUCGCUGUGGUUCCGGGGGGACAUCAAGAGAUUGCGCUGCACAACCACCCUCACAACAGUUUCUUACUCUUUUGCUUGGCGUGGUUAAAGGUUUUCAGGACAUUUAAGCCGUUUAGCGUUUUCAUGGGCUGUUUAGUGAGUUCGGAUUUGGGGUCUCGGGGUGUUGAAGCUGAAAGCUGA